ACGAUCCGUUUGGGGUAACGUCCACGGGAAUUUCGGUUUUAAAUAGAAUUAAGGGAGUUCUUUGGCACUCGGAGUCGAUUGUUUUCGGUUCAUCGAUUCGAUUUUUCAUCAGUGGACAUUGUCAGCCGGUUGGGGAGUGUGGGACGCGUGAGUAACGGACCCCCAGAUAUUGGCGAUUGAAAACUGGUUGAAGUAAAAAAAAAAUUGGAUAAUUAGUCGUAGGGUGUGGAGAGGUAUUUAGUUGGAUUUGUGUGAAAUAUUUGGGACCUGGGGUAGGAUGGACCGAGGUACUGGGGGUAAAAGCUCCAAGGAGUCACAGUCGGUUGAUGAGAAAAAUUACACGAGGAGGUUAAAGGGGAGUUAUUCGAGUCAGAAGAUUCCGGAGGCCAACAUCAAACAAUCUGAAAUAUCGAGGGCAAAGACCGUUGGAGUUGCCAAGAAAACGGGAGCUACUGGGCUAGUACUUCCUAAAAACGCAAAGAGUAAACUACGGAGUCCUACGCAUCAGAGGUCAUUAUCCACAAGCUUCAAGCCCCGAGUAAAUCCCCACCAACCGUCAAAAUCCGAGAGACGUAGUCACCAGGAGCAGAGCAAACAAAAGUCCACAAUGAAGGUCCAACAAGAUUCAGCAGAAGCAAUACCCCAAUCAAAGAAAAAGGACUCAAAGCCAAAGUCAAAGCCUGACGAUAAUCUUCCAGACAUCAAAGAGACUCCCUCAGCCUCAUCAGACACAAACGGAAAAAGCUCCGACACCGCUGAACCCCCAAAAGAUAACGGAAAACAGACAGACGAUGGACAACCCCAACAACCAGAUGUACAAGAGCCAAAGGAGAUAAUUAUCUUCGAAACUGAGAGUACAAACAGUGAAAUCGUCGACCUGGUGGAGAUAUCCGAUGAUUCCCUCGUAUUGGAGCUCAGCGAAAAGCCUGAGGAUACCCUGGAUAAGGAAGAGCCCUUAAUUACCUCAGAUAAAAAACAAUCAGAAGUCUCCAACAACGAGGCUAAUCCAGCGGACGUUCUCGUGGAAUCAACGACAUCAGAGACUUCUCCAUCGGACCUAAAAUCCCAGGAAAAUCCAUCAGACAGUAAUGGAGAUCAGGUGAAGCCUCAGGAUGAUCCAUCAUUCGUGUCCUACGAUGCUGCGAUAAUGUUGAAAGACGUUCAGAUAAAAUUGAACGACUGUUUGAGGGACAACUCGAAGCUGAUGGAUGUGACGGAUCCCAAUGCCAGCGUUUCGGAAGCUUUUAAGGACCUGUCCUUUGGCAGAACUCUCCGAGGAAUAUCUGGGAGGAAUUCUAUUGGUCGUAUGAGGCAUGUCACCGUCAGGGAUCGUCAACGUACACCCAAUGACUCGUUGUUUGUGAAUACGAGCAGUGCAUCGUUCUCGCAGAAUGAUGCACUUCGUUUUACAUCAGGAUUUUUGGAAUCAUCGAGUCCUAAUGGGACACCUCUUGAUCGUAAACGUAAGCGAGAGGCUCAGGGCAGUGAUUCGGUGAAGAAACCGAGGUACGAGGGCAACUCGAUAUUAAAUACUUCGUUGGAGUACAUCAAGAAUCUUCGGAGGCCUGUUCAGGUGUCAACGCCAAAUCCCAAAGGAUUUAAAUUUGAUAUUGGGGAGAAGAUGGAGGGUAGUGAGAGUACUACAGGAGUUGAUAGCACUGGUGAAGCGAAAAAAUGGUGUGUCGUUAUGUGAAGGGUAUUCACGAUAUAUUUGAAUUGUUCAGCCUUUCAUUUAUCUUUGUAGGGUUAAGAUGUUCAGAUGAGAAAGUACAGAUUAUUUUUGGAUAAUCCAUUUUAAUGAUACAUGACUUAUAAACAGUACCUAUAUACACAGACUAGGGGGUAAGGAAUUUCCUGACUGCAAUUAACAGGUUAAUGAAUUCAGUUUUUUUUUUUGGGAUGAAAUAUUAGUAUUUUGACGUGAAAUAUACUCAGAGGGGCCUUUCUUUGCCAAAUGUAGGGGAAACAGAUACAAGAUUUGUAUGGAACAUUAUUACUUGCUUGUAGAGAGUAUUUGUCAUUUAUUAUUUUAUCAAUUUGACGAUAUUAUCUGUGACUGAUAGCAGUUUAUUCGUUAGUUUAGAUUUUUCAUUUAUUGGUUUUUUUACUCCACGAAACAGAAUGAAUCAAGAAAUUAAGUGUUAAGAGAAAUAUGAGAAAUGAUGUGUCGAGGUAAAGUACAUGUAAAUAUUCGAGUGAUUUUGAUAUUAUGGUUGAUAAUUGAUGGAUCACUUUGGAAAGUUAUUUAGCUUCCCUUUUAUCCAGAUUAUUUGUAAUAAAUGUUUUUCAAAUGAUAUAUUAUCAUAAAA
Messenger RNA from Diachasmimorpha longicaudata, 2309 nucleotides. RefSeq lists its product as uncharacterized. NCBI's taxonomy places the organism in Eukaryota, Metazoa, Arthropoda, Insecta, Hymenoptera, Braconidae. The record is from RefSeq and is a predicted model, not a curated record. The coding region runs from base 278 to 1693 and encodes 471 amino acids. The transcript is spliced from 3 exons.